AUGCAGACAUGGGCACACCCAGACACGAUCCCGGGCACAGCUGCAGGCCACAGACACUCGGACAGACAGGAGCACACCUUCAUCCCCCAGAGCCGAGCAUCUGCCCGGGGCAGCAGGAGGACGAGCUGCGUGGGGAAGAGUGAUCCCCUUGUGGGCGUGGCCCGGAUUGUCAGCGUCGGCGUGAGCCAGGGAGUGGGCGUGGCCCGAGCUUCCAAUGACGCCCAGCGGGCGCCCGCACCUGCCUCCUGUGAGCACGUGGCUCAGGCAGGGGAAGAGGCUGAGAUGAUGGUAGGCCCCAUCCCUACUGCGCACCGGGGUUUCUGUGACGUAACGGCCACGGUCACGGUCUGUUUCCGGGGCGGAGCCAGGGAGGGCGGGAGUUUAGACUGCGCCGGCCCCACAGCCCCCCCUCCAGGUGACACGUUCGGAGCCCAAGACAUGUCGGGACUGAAGAGAUACGAAGUGGCGCUGGAGGCGGAGGAGGAGAUCUACUGGGGCUGCUUCUACUUCUUUCCCUGGCUGCGCAAGUGGCGGAGGGAGCGGAGCUCAGCGCACCCCCGGGAGCAGAAGCUGGAGCCUCUGCGGGGCCUGAUGAGUUGUCUAUCGAGCGGCCUGGGGCCCGCUGCCCAGCCCUCGGGCCGUGGCCUGCCCCGCCGCCCUCCGUCCGCUGCUGCCCAGCCUGCCCGUGCAUUAAAGAUUUAA
Molecule: messenger RNA, 702 nt
Organism: Orycteropus afer afer
Lineage: Eukaryota; Metazoa; Chordata; Mammalia; Tubulidentata; Orycteropodidae
Source: RefSeq, a predicted model, not a curated record